GGUACAAACUGCGCGUGCGCGAAGAGCAACGAGGACUGUUUUCGUCACCAAACAGGAAGUAAACAAACCGGGCCUCGGUCAGACGUACCUCGAGACGGUCGGGACGAGUCGGGGGGAUCAUCGCAGACGCCUACGAGACCCCCCCGCGCAGGUGUGAUGUUGCUCUGGCAUGUGUGAUCUCCACAUCUCCGAGGGUGUCGAGACAGUUUUUCAUGCCUGCGGUGCCAUGGCUGAAGUGUUGGGACAGAGGAGCUUGCUGGGCCUCGGUGUGGUGUUGGCAUGGCUGGUUCUGUUCCACCUGCUGGUCAACAUCUGGCUGCUCUGCGUGUUCACCAGCCUGCUGGUCGUGCUGGGCGGCUGGUUUGGCUCACAAGCGGUCCUAGAGUCCAACAGUGUGAUUCACCUGGAGAGGUUUAUCACCCUGGAGCAGGUUCCACCCUCUGCGGAGGAUGAUCAACACUUGGACCAGGAGAUCCACAACACAGUGGGGAAAAUCAUCAGGGACUUUGUCACCUCCUGGUAUUCCACUGUGUCCUCUGAGAGUGGUUUUGAGACAGAGGUUCAAGAGGCCAUGAUCUCUAUGGCUAUGGAACUGAAGAGUCGUGCAAGACAUGUCAACAGGAAGGAGCUCACUCUGAGGAUCCUCGAUCUGUUUGGCUGCCACCUGCAGGACUAUGUCAGAGCCAAGCAGCUGGUGACUGAGCAGCAGACGCCCAUGAACAGCCAGAGCCAGCAGUUGUGGAAAGCUUAUCGCGGGGUCACCACACCUCAUCUUGCAAUGACCGGUGACACAGUGGAGCUCAACUACACGAGAGCUUUUGUAGAUUUGCUGUUGCACGUUUUGGUGCCAUUGCCGCACUUAGAGUCCAGAACCGGACGGUUUGUUGUCGGAGAGCUCCUCACCUGCAACGUCAUUCUCCCUUUCAUUGAAAAACUGUCUGACCCUGACUGGUUAAACAGCCUUAUCAUUGAAAUAUUCAGCCAAUCCAGCAAACUCUCGGAACCAAUUACGUCAGAGCCCCUGACUCAAUCCCCCCCCCCACCACCACCAACUGCUGAAUCAGAGCUCCCUUCACCACAAGAGACAGCACAGGCACCUCAAAGGAACAUUGAAGUACCUCCAGCAAGUACAGAGACUGAAAUUGUCCCCGAGACAGAGGUGCCUGAGUUUGCUGCCUAUGAUGUCUUUGACUCAGAGGAGGUGGACAGUCCACAGAAUAACAUUGAAGUAGAAGAAACUAUUCGACCCUUCCUCGAGCAUUACAUGAGAGUUAGCAAGUCAAACCCAUUUUACCAGGAAAACGACUCUGACCUGGAUUCUCCUUUGGCUGACUAUAAACAGAGUUCCACAGAUUCCCUGGUCAUGAUAGGUCAAGAAGAAAGUCUGUAUGACAGACGGAAAGAGGGUGCCACAUCUGCUGAAAACAACAAUGGUGUAGACUUGGAGUAUGUCAGUCCCUGUCCCAUCGAUGGCUCCUGCGCCGGCGUCCUGGUGAAUUCAGAACACCCUAAUGGCUACAGCCCCUGGACCCCUCGUGCAGCAGAGGGGACUCCCAGUAUCAGCGGUCUCCAGGACCUGGAGAGGGAGGUCAGUUCCCCUUCGGUAAACCCAACCAGAGAGCUUCUUUUGGAUGUAGAACAGUCUGGGUUGGGGAACCCCAAUGAGCAGACUGUAGUCAGUCCGCUGUCCGUCUCUUCCCCGAUGCCAUCAUUCAGCUUUGAGCCCCUCAGCAGCCCUGAUGGACCCGUCAUCAUCCAGAACCUCCGCAUCACUGGCACCAUCACCGCAAAGGAACACCGAGGCACCGGCUCACACCCCUACACUCUGUACACCAUCAAAUAUGAGACAGCGAUGGGUUGCGAGAACCCCGGAACCAUGCAGCCAGGCUCUGAGGAUGUCGAACUUCUACAGACAAGUUGUGAGAAUCCAUCUUGCAUCCAGCCGGUGGCCUAUCACAUGGUCAACAGACGCUACAGCGAGUUCCUCAACCUGCAAACGCGGCUGGAAGAAAAAACAGAACAACGGAAACUCAUCAAAGGUGUGAAAGGUCCAAAGAAAAUAUUUCCAGACAUGCCGUUUGGAAACAUGGACAGUGACAAGAUAGAGGCCCGGAAAGGCCUGCUCGAAACCUUUUUAAAGCAACUCUGUGCCAUCCCUGAAAUAGCCAAUAGUGAGGAGAUGCAGGAGUUCCUGGCUCUCAACACAGAUGCCAGGAUUGCCUUUGUCAAGAAACCUUUCAUAGUGUCACGAAUAGACAAGAUUGUGGUGAAUGCCAUUGUGGACACCCUGAAGACGGCCUUUCCUCGUUCAGAACCUCAAAGCCCCACAGAGGAUAACGAGGGAGAGGUGGAUGGAAUGAAAAUGAGUGUGGACAAGAAGAGCAAGUCUCGUCUGAAGUUCUCGAGUAAAAACAUUCCCUCUCUGAAUGGCUCGGUUUUGUUCAGUUUGGAGCAAACUAGCACCGUGUUUAACAGGAUGUCCUUGGGAGAUUUGCAAGAUUUUAUCACCGAACAAGAAAAGCUGUCCAUCGGAGCCGAGUCGGAGAGGGAGGACACUCCAGUGGUCAGAGAACUCGGAGGCUGUCUGGACGACAGCCCGAGAGGAAAGCAGAGUGGGGAACGUGCCUCUGAGACGGCACUGGCUGAGGUGGCUCUGAACAUCCUGUGUCUGCUGGCGAAGGAGCAGUGGAGCUGGCUGUGCACUGAGAACAUUCAGAGGGCCAUCAGGCUGCUGUUCGGGACUCUUAUUAACAGAUGGCUGGAUGUGAGCGUAGCCAACCUGACAUCCAAAAGCUACUGGGUGGUGUACCUGCAGGUCAUCCAGGAGGCUGUCUGGCCAGGUGGAGCUCUGCCCGCGUCCCCUCGACAUGAACGCAGCCAGCAGCAGAAGGACAGCACCAGGCAACAAGCCUUACGCUCUCUGAUGGGACUCCUCCCAGACCUCGUCUCAGAUAUAUUGGGCUCGGACAAGUACAAACUCAGCUGGCAGAUGGCACUGGACUCUUUUCAAGACCCCUACAUUAACAGACACCUGGUCUACUGUGUGUUCGACCUCCUGCUGGAGUUCCUGGUUCCUGAGAUGCCUGAGCAGGACUUCCAGAUGAGGCUGCUGCAGACCCUCUCGAAAAACCCAGAGAAGUCGCUGGCAUGAGGAGACGACCCACAAGGACACCCGCAAAUCCUCCUCCGAUCUCCCAUCAUCCCGACUCAUCAUUCGCCACCGGACGAGAUGCUGGAAAGCGCGGAGGCUGCUCCUGUUAUGCUAACGUCCUGUGAUCAGAGUGUGAGUGAGUGUUUUCUGGUGAGACCAAAUAUACUCUGUCCUCACUCUAAAAUCCUGAGCUCAUUCAACCCUGUCUCCAAUUAGGCGUCGAUCCGCCGUACGAACACACACAUUUCAAGCAGCAUUAAUUACGCGAGAGCACCUGGUUUUUGUUUGAUCUCACGUGUCUGACACGCUGAGCUGAUCCAAACGUGGCAAAGCGUCGUACGUUGAGUAUAGCAGACUCUGACUAAACUCACUCGUUUCCCACUCUGCCCUCAUCCCCUCCCACAGCCUCUGGGUAGAAGACCGCACACCUCUUGCUCUUACCCGGAGCAGCAGGAUCUAGCCACCCUGUGAUUUAGCAUCGCUCUUCACAUUCGUCUGUUCCCCACUCGUGACUCCUAAAUCGGAGCGGUCCUGGCAGAACGUAGGUCCCAGGUCCGAAAUUUAGAAAAACGUACGUGUGUUGUAAUGAAGAGUUGGCUAAAAGAUAUUUUACUGACUUUCCCGGUGGGUUCUUUUAAUGGCUUCCACGGUGCAGUUAAUGUGUAGACAAUGGGAGAGCUAGGCCUCACAAAAACGCCCGUAUAUGAAGGUACGUCUGGCGUUGGCAUGGGUCCAUUCAAUAACCUUUUUUUUUGCAGGCUACUGUAAAACAGUGAACUGGCAGGCGGUUUAACCACAGACCACUAAGGGUUGGUAAAUUAUAUAGAAGCAUAUUCUGUCUCUCUCAUUAGCUAUGGAUAUGAAUGGGGUGUGACGACAGUCAUAGGAUUAAGUCGUUCAGCGUGCGAUCAUGACAUGCCUCCACUUCCUCCCACUGCACAGAAACACAAGGCCAAAAUGCAUCUCUUCAAUCCCAGACCUCAGGCCUCCUUUGGUCACCUGACAAACCAUCUGAAAAAUCUAUGGUCACUUUAAAAAUUCUGCUGAAGGUUUUUGAACUUUAAAAAGAAUUGCCUUAGUAUCUUAUUGCCUUAUGUCACAUUGGCAACACAAUAAUCAGUACUCACUUGGAUGAAGAAUGAAAAGAAAAAUGCUGUGGUUUUCUGAAAAAGUGUGAAUCCAAAGUUCAGACAAAUUGUGUAAAUUCCUGAUGUUGUCACACAGACACUCACUUGAAAAUACUGGUUAGUCUGUCUUCAGUUGAAGAUGGUCAGAGUGGUGAUGCAGCGCCGAGUAAAUCAACCUUUUCUGGCAACAUUUGAAUCUUUCAUAAAUGUAAUGAGCAUUAAAUGAAGAGAAGUUACCAUUUGGAUUGUAAUACUGCACACGUUUUACAGAGUCAACGAAUCAUGUGAAAUGUUUCAUUCUUUCUUUUGCUGUGACAAAACAAAGUCCGAUUUCAAUGUUCCUAUCAUUCCAAUGUUGUGCACUUAUACCCUUAUCAUUGUCUUAAAUCCCUUUUUUUCUCUCUUCCUUUCCACUGUAUUAACUUUGUGAUUCAGUCUAUUUAUUAACCUAUUUAUUUGUUUGAAAUGUUAAAUAAUGUCUUACUCUGAAUUCCAACCAUAACAAAAGAAGGAGUGCGGGUGUCAGUGCUGAGACAGAUGAGCCAGCUACAGUAUUAUGAAGUGCUUUUCCCCCCCUGGAUGUUGCCGAUUGCUCUGUCCCGCAGAGAUGCAGCUGCAGGCGAACCACUGACCGCGAUGAGCGGCCAGAUAGUAGCCCACUGUAGAAAGCUCGCUUCUCUCUUUGUUGUUGUUGAUUUUUUGACUGCACUUGUCGGGUCUCGUACCCACAGCCUCGGGUAUGUGAGACCAAGGCCAAAACCCCUGAGUCGUAGCAUCUGUCGCUGGCACGUCUCUUGCGUAUGUGAUGUUUACAAGCUGCACACACGGUGUUGUGUGGUGCGGCCCUAACCAUUUUUUUGUUUUCAAUUCACAGAGCCAGGGCGGUGUCGAAAAAAUGUUGGGGUUUUACAAAAAGUGUAUUGGAUAAAAAUCGCUUACUGCCCCUUCGACAUGUUCCCUUUUAUUGUGACUGAUUGUGCUGAACACUGAAGCUGUUCCGGUCGCUGUAUGUUACAGUAUGUUAUGGAGGAUUGAGCGACUUAUCAUGUUAUAGUAAGAAAAGACUGUGUAAUAUUAUAAAAGAAUUAUAAAAGAGAAGGUGUUUAAUGUUUCAACAAGAUGCGUUGAUUUUGGUGUAAGUGAUAGUAAGUGAGAGUAUGUUUUUUACAUAACGGACGUAAGUGAUUUAUUGAUGUGCUGUAAUAAUCAGGAUGUUAUGUCACAACAGCAUUUCAAAAAAAGAUCAUGUUAAAACAUUAAAAAGAUCAUGUUAAAGCUUCAAGAGAGCAGCAUUUGUCGUGUGGUGGCGUUACGUUGCUGUACAAUCAACAGUGGAUCAUAGAUGUUUGAGUUUCACAGUAAAAAAAGAAAUGCUCUGUUUGUUCUUGGAACACCAAAUGUUACGUAGAACAGCGGAGACUAUUUCGACAACGGCACAGGAUUAUGUUCGUAAACUGUGACACGGUUCACUUUUCUCCUGUCCCCUCCGCAUUGGCUUUCACACUCUUGUCUUGUUGCCUAUCACGCUUCUGAACAUGUGCUUGUGUCGUGCGUGUCAACGCCGUGAAGCCGUUUCUCCAUUUUCUCUCACAGACUGUGUCACAGUCUUUUAAACACUUGCUGGUUGUUCCUGUGCAUAUUUGCGAACACAAUAAAGAAAGCAAACGCGA
Messenger RNA from Scophthalmus maximus (turbot), 5948 nucleotides. Its product is annotated as sorting nexin-19. The coding region runs from base 170 to 3151 and encodes 993 amino acids. Gene Ontology annotation, cellular component: intracellular membrane-bounded organelle; early endosome membrane. Lineage: Eukaryota; Metazoa; Chordata; Actinopteri; Pleuronectiformes; Scophthalmidae. The record is from RefSeq and is a predicted model, not a curated record. Gene Ontology annotation, molecular function: phosphatidylinositol binding. The transcript is spliced from 14 exons.